AUGACGGUCCCUUCAGCAGACGUCUCAAUCCUCCACAGAGCCGAUGGCUCAGCAAGAUAUUCAGCAGCCGGCUACACAGUAGUGGCGGCCGUCAACGGUCCCAUUGAAGUAACACGCCGUGAUGAGCUGCCCCAGCAUGCUGCUCUGGAGGUCAACGUGCGCCCUGCCGUCGGUGUAGGCAAACGUCAUCUCGAAUCGCUCAUCCACUCGACACUACGCGACAUUAUCCUAACGCACAUGCACCCUCGCACCUUGAUCCAGUUGACUCUGCAAAUCGUCAACACCCCUGAGCAGGAAAACACUCUUCCUGCCUCUUUCGCCCUCUCACCUCUACCAGCUCUCCUCAACGCCUCUAUAUUCUCUUUACUCAGCGCUAGCAUUCCGAUGAGCAACACUUUCACCUCAACCCUCUUGGCUGUUUCUUCCUCGGGCGACCUCUCCAUCAACCCUGCUCCCAAAGUCUUGCUUUCCGCCUCCUCUACACACGUCUUUGCCUUUUCGUCGACUGGAAACCUCGUUCUGGAUCUGAGUGAAGGAGAAUUCGACCUGGAUACUUGGGAAAAAGCACACGACAAAGCAAAGGAGGAAUGCUGUAAAGAGCAGCUAUCAGAAGAUGCCAUGGAAGAGGGAAAGCCAAGCCUACAAGGCUUCGUGGAAAGAGUUGUCGAGGCCAGAGUUGAGAAGGAGAGAGCUUGGAAGAACGGCUAG
Messenger RNA from Aureobasidium vineae, 708 nucleotides. NCBI's taxonomy places the organism in Eukaryota, Fungi, Ascomycota, Dothideomycetes, Dothideales, Saccotheciaceae. The record is from the annotation of a GenBank genome assembly.